Messenger RNA from Durusdinium trenchii, 1945 nucleotides. The record is from the annotation of a GenBank genome assembly. Lineage: Eukaryota; Dinophyceae; Suessiales; Symbiodiniaceae.
GUCUAGAUGGGCAGGUUUCGAGCGAAGCGGCCGGGUGCUGGAGCCGAAGAAAAGAGGCGGAGCUCCCGGAACUGGAGAGGCAGAGCUCCUCGUGAGGAGUCAGGCGUCACCUAGUCAGGUCCCCCGCCAUCCACUGGGCACCCCACACGGACGCUUUCGGGCGCCAUGGGCGCGGGCGGAAGCCAUAGCUCGACGGGACCCACGCUGCUGGCGUCGGUGAAGGCGGUGCAUGAUCCAAAGGAUACUUCGUGGCAUCCUCCCAUCACCUACGCGCUGUGUGUCGCUGGGGGUGGAGCGCGAGCCUUCUCCUACAGCUUGGGUGUCUUUCGUGCCUUGAGCGAUCUCAAUUUGCUGGACAAGAUCGAUGGCAUUGCGAGCGUCUCUGGGGGGACCUGGCUCUCCUGCAUCUAUGUCUUCGCGAAAACCUUCAAGGGCUCCCCCGUGAGCAGCGCGCAGCUGCUGGGGGCCACGGCGCCGCCCACGCGCGCGGAGGAGCUGUCGAUGUCCAAGUUGCAGGAGCUGCAGCCGGCCAUCGCCUCGGGUUUGGCGGAGGGCGACUCCGACAAGAUCUUGGCGGAGUUGGCUGUCCAGUACGUCGGACGCGAGUGGGAGGUCUGGCCCCAGGUGAUGUCACGUUGGCUCCUGCGCCACUUCGACGAGCUGGGCAGCUUGGACCGUUGCCUGGCGCAGGACGAGGCGCACGUCGCGCGCAUCACGGCGCGGAAUCCCUCCUUGGAGCCGAAGAGCUUCCUCACGCCGCGGCCCGACCGGCGGCAGGCGCUGGUGAUGUGUGGCGCGGCGCUGGCGCCGGUGGAUCGCCUGGCGACCAAGGCGAACGCCGUGGUCUUUCAGAUGUCGGCAGACUAUGUGGGCAGCCCCUUCUAUCCGAAGAAUACGCAGGUGGACUACCAGAAGGCACCUCUAUGCCCCUGUGAUGCCUGCUGCUACCAGUCCUGCAAGACCAUGCGGACAGUGGGAGGAGGCUUUGUGGAGUCCUUCGCCUUCGGGGGCACGGCGCCCACCAAAGGCUCUGAGCAAAAGGGCGGCACAGACGUCGCCGUGGGCGCGCCGGCGCGGCCCUUCUCGCUGCCCUGCGCUGCGGGGAUCAGUAGUUGGGGCCCCGGCGGUGCCUUGAACGAGUCGGAGCUGGUGGCGGACAUCGCCAAUAUCCGUCAACUCUACUGGCCGGUCACCUCUCCGCAGCUUCCGAUGCCACAGGCAGCAGUGGAGUACGAGCUGGCCGAUGGCGGCUGUGUGGACACCAGCGGGCUGCUGUCGCAGCUGCAGCGGAAGGCGACCAGACUGGUGUCCAUUGUGCCCAGCGACGCGCCGCUGGAUGCCGCAGCUGUGAACGGGCCGACGGUGACGGUGGAGAGCUUUAAGCCGGACGUGGCCGGGGUCUACGACGCGCUCUAUGUGCUCUUUGGGUAUGAGAAGCCCGGCACGGGUCGCCUGCGGCAGAACGAUCAGGUCUUUGAUCGAGCGCUCUUGUUGCCCAUCGUAAGGGAGCUGAAGGUGCUGGUGGAUGCUGGAAAGCCCGCGGUGCUGAAGAAGACCCUCCAGGUCUUGCCGAAUGAUUGGUGGGGCAUCGCUGGGAACUGUGAAGUGGAGCUCAUCAUUGUCGUCCUGGAGGUGUGUCGGGAGUUCCAGGAUCUUCUGCCGGCGGACACGAAGCAAGAGCUGGCGAAGUGGGAUGGGGCGUUUCCCCACUUUCCGUACUACAAGACCGUGCUGAACAACCUGACGGACCUGCUGGGCCUCACCUGGCCACAGGUGAAUCUGCUGGCAGCCCAGGCGGAGUAUUCAGUGAAGACGAACGCAGCGCUGUUCCAAGAGCUGUUCGCCGCGUAGUGACGCCCGGGCUUCCUUCGGUCAGAAACUCCGUUGGUGCGACGGUCCCUCCUGAAAGAUGUUUUUCAGCGACGCUCGUGGCGAGAAGGUCGCC